AACGUGAAUUUUUGUUCAACUAAAUAUUUAGUCGCAUCUUCGCAAACCUGUGAACCAAUCUGGUUGAUGCAGAACGAAGCUCUUGCCCAAUUACCCAACGCGUGAGCUAACACAAUGCCUCACUCAGACCAUGAUGGUCCCCUUGUCAAGCGCCAAAAGGUGAAUGCUAUUGUUCAGCAUCAGUCAGCCUCUGCCAAGGGGUCGGCCAUCUUUGCACCUUUCCGGACUGUAGGAUUGGUGUCACCAACCGAUGUUCCUUUCUCAUCUAUACCUCUGGGAAAAACUACCUUCCAGAUUACAACCUCGGUCGGCCGAUCACUCCAGACCUACGACCUCAAGCGUGGUCUCAAUCUUGUCUUUGUUACUCGGCCACAGACACCAGCAGACAUUACAGCAACCCAUGCCUGGAAAGAGAAGGUGUUCGCAGCCUGGGGCGAUAGGGGAAAUGGCGGGCAGCAAGGGUUGUGGGUUUUCCAGAGAGGAAAGAGGGUCGCCGAGCUCGAGUUGCCCAGCGACCUGGACCAACCUAUCAAGCAGAUCCUCAUAUUCGGCACAUGGGUGGUAGCCUGUGCGAGGACUAGGUUAGAGGUCUGGAAGUCAACCGACUUGCAACAUUACACGACAAUCCACCUCACCGCAAGCAAAGGAGACAACGAACUGACAGGCGGCAUUUGCAAUAUGCCAACAUACCUUAACAAAGUAUUUGUUGGCCGCGGUAACGGAUGGGUUGAGAUCUGGAAUGUUAGUACCGGCAAACUGAUUUAUACGAUCCUUCCACCGACGCCCGAUUGCGGCGCAGUUGUCUGUCUCGAGCCAACUACUGCUCUCUCCCUGUUGGCGAUAUCAUAUUCUCAAGGGCCAUUGACGGUUCACGACAUAUUACGAGACAAGCUUGUCAUCCAACUCAACGCAGGAACGGAAGAUGCUCCCGUUAGCGCCAUGUCGUUCCGAAGUGACGGCCAAGGCGCAGGGCAGGAUGGCAGGAAAGAUGGCGUCUUGGCUACAGCCACUCUGGCCAGUGGAGACGUUACGUUCUGGGACUUGAAUAAAGGGGGUAGGGUCAUGGGCGUUCUGCGGAGCGCACACAACCCUCCGUCCCAAGACGGCCCUCUCGUUCGUGGCGGGAUCAGCAAGAUCGAGUUCCUCUCGGGCCAAGCCGUAAUCCUGACAAGCGGCCGAGAUAACUCGCUCAAGUCGUGGAUCUUCGAUGAAACGCCCUUCUCCCCUGUUCCACGCAUCCUGCAUACCAGGAGCGGACACGCUGCGCCCGUCAGUUGUCUGCAAUUCCUGCCAACUGACUUCGACGGCGCGGAAGCUGGCAACAAGUGGCUACUCAGCGGCGGGCAAGAUAGGAGCCUCUGGGGAUGGAGUUUGCGCCGUGACGGGCAAAGCUCGGAGCUCAGCCAGGGCAACAUCCGGAAGAAGGCAAAGAAGGUUGGUAUCCUGGGCAGCACGGCCCUCAGCCAUGGCCCGACAACCACGCUGGAUGACCUCAAGGCACCGGAGAUAACAUGCAUCGCCACCUCCCUGAACAGAGACGGCGGGAUUGGUGCCAUGCCGGGAAAUCAGCCCAUAUGGCAGAAAGAGCAUGGCAAGUCCAAGCCGACCGAUGCCGAGAUCAGCGGUAUGACUGGAUGGGAGAGUGUUGUGACGGCUCACAAGAACGAUUCUUGGGCUCGCACCUGGUUCUGGGGCCGGAAGAGAGCCGGGCGCUGGGCUUUCCGAACUGGAGAUGGCUCCAAUGUCUCUACCAUCGCCAUCAGCCCCUGCGGCACCUUUGCCCUCGUCGGGUCCGCGAAGGGCAGCAUUGACAUGUUUAAUCUGCAAUCUGGUCUACACCGGCAGCGGUUUCCUUCCAAGCUGACGCCAGCACAGGCCAGGCACCUGAAGAUGCAGCAGCUGAAACAGCUGGACAACGCCACCCAGCUUCAAUCGAGAUCUCAGCCCAAGUUCGCCCAGGGAACCGGAAAACACGUCGGCUCUGUCACGGGCAUUGUUGUCGACUCCAUGAACAAGCUCGUCAUAUCCUGUUCCCUGGACGGGACCAUCAAGUUCUGGGAUUUCCUUACGGGCGGUCUUCUGGAUGAAAUUGACUGGGCACCCAUGACGGGCAUCACGGGCUGUCGGUACCAUGCAGCCAACGACCUGAUCGCCUUCUCGUGCGACGACCAUUCCAUCAGAGUGGUGGACAUCGAGACGAGGAAGACCAUCAGAGAGUUCUGGGGCUGCCAGGGCGAUGUCAACGAUUUCUGCUUCUCGAAUGAUGGAAGGUGGAUCGUCGCAGCUUCGCAGGACUCCCUGCUGCGGGUGUGGGAUCUCCCUACCAGCCACUUGAUCGAUGCGUUCCGGCUAGAGAGGCCUUGCAAGGCUCUAGCUUUCUCUUCUACGGGCGAGUAUCUCGCAGCAGCCACGGAAGGCGAGCUCGGCGUGCACAUCUGGACCAACAGGGCGUUGUUCAGGCACAUUCCGACGAGGCAGAUCUCUGAGAAGGAGAUUGCCAGCAUAUCCAACCCUACAACGUCUGGCGAAGGUGGUCAAGGGCUUUUGGAGGGCGCCUUCGACGAGGAGGUAGCGUCCGACGACGGCGAUGCUGUCUCUGCUCCCACGCUUGAUCAGCUCAGCUCGGAUAUGAUGACGUUGAGUCUGGUGCCGAAGAGCAGAUGGCAGACUCUCCUGCAUCUGGAUCUGAUCAAGCAGCGAAACAAGCCGAAGGAGGCCCCAAAGGCUCCGGAGAAGGCACCCUUUUUCUUGCCAUCGGUCGGCGGGUCAAACCCGCUAAACUCUGGCGAAAGUGCCCAGGCCAACGGGGCCGAGGAUACCAAGUCCAGGAUCACAAAGUUCGACCGGAGCCGGUCCGAAGAAGCCUUCACCACGAAGCUUCGCGAGGGAGCCACUUCCGGCAACUACGGAACCUUCAUCGAACACCUCAAGUCCCUCUCCCCUUCCACCGCAGAUCUCGAACUGAGGUCUCUGUCGCUCGGCGAAGGCGACGACGACGAGGCCAACGAGCUGCUGCACUUCAUCCGGGCGCUGACGUGGCGACUCGUCGCCAGGAGAGACUACGAGCUCACGCAGGCGUGGAUGACCGUCUUCCUCCGGCUGCACUUCGAUCUCGUCAUGGAAAACGGCCCCUGCCUUGGCGCGUUGCGCGCGUGGAAGGAGCACCAGGAGAGGGAGCGGGACAGGCUGGACAACCUGGUCGGGUAUUGUGGCGGCGUGGUUGGAUUCCUGAGAAGUCCAAGGACAUAGUUUGUGCGCGCCAUGGUGUUGCUUGCGUCCUUGGUUAGAAAUAGCAGCUUAGAUUCACCUUUUUCUUCAUUCCUCGCUGGUGCGGGCGCUUUCACACUCGGUUAGCCCGUCUCCUUACCUGCCGCCCUACUUUAAGACCGGCCUCUGCGCCUCUGCCCGGGCUGUUUAUCCUAGUUCACUAUAUUACAAGAUAACUUCAUCGGCCAAGGUAUGUAAGUGCGAGCUCAGUCAUCAAUUGUCUACAGGCUUAGAUAGGCGGAUCCAAUGCUAUAGGUUGAUCCGUUAUUCAUCAGAGGCAAGCAAGCAGGCGGUGUCUCAAGUCAGGAUUCAACAGCUCGCAUUUCAGAUAUGUAUAUUCCGUAUAGAUAAUCACUCGUAAGCUGAAUUCCAAUAUUGCCA
This is a messenger RNA of Phialemonium atrogriseum, 3648 nucleotides long. Its product is annotated as Utp21-domain-containing protein. Gene Ontology annotation, cellular component: small-subunit processome; Pwp2p-containing subcomplex of 90S preribosome. Bases 115 to 3249 code for a protein of 1044 amino acids. The transcript is spliced from 3 exons. Gene Ontology annotation, biological process: rRNA processing. Gene Ontology annotation, molecular function: protein binding. The record is from RefSeq and is a predicted model, not a curated record. NCBI's taxonomy places the organism in Eukaryota, Fungi, Ascomycota, Sordariomycetes, Cephalothecales, Cephalothecaceae.